AUGAUCGAUAAUGACAAAAUAGAAAAUUUGGCGAAUGCUCGUCGAAAAUUAAAAAAAUUUCGUGAUCAACAGCAACAACAGCAACAGAAUGGCAAUGGUCAGUUGACCUUCAUUUCCGAAACAAAUCACGCCACUGCUGAUUCUACACAUGGAAUAUCCAGAGAAUAUGACACCAAUAACCACACUAUAUCCCGUACGAAUCCACAUGAUGUAACUACAUUUUUUACUGAACAACAAGCCUUACUCAAUGGAAUUCAUGUAAAUUUAUCAAAAUCUCCUGUUCUUGAGCUAGAAGAACAAAAUCGCCAAUAUGCUCUUUUGAUUGAAAAUCAAAAACAACAACGAGCCCGUCUCGAAGAUCAACGACAGAUUGGUGGUAGUAGUAGUGUGUCCGGUCGUUCAAGUUUAACUCAACCUGAUGUUGAGUUUUCUCGACAAAUUGAGCAUAAAUAUCGUCGUGAUCUCGAACACUUACAAGAACAGCUUGAAAUUCAUGUUCAAACAAUAGGUAUUCUUGUAGCAGAAAAAACUGAUUUAUCAGCUAGAUUAAGUCAAUCAAUAAAACAACUUGAACGCAAACAAAGUGAAAUGGAUGAAAUUCACGGACGUUUAAAAGGAUCUCGUGAACGUGUUGAAGAACUGGAAAAACAUACCCAAAAUUCAACAUCCGACGCACUCAAACGAGAAAUGACAGUUAAAGAAUCGGAUAAAGAAAUUAAUCAACUUAAAACAGAAAAUACUCGUCAAAGUCAAAUAAUCGAAGAUCUCCAACAAAAUUUAAAUGAACUCGAUGGAAAAUUCAAUAAUCGACAGAAUAUUAUUGAACAGUUAAAUAAUGAAAUCAUUAAAUUAAAACAAAAAGUAGAACAAUCAGAAAUUCGUUUGCAACAAUUUCAGUCGAUCAAUGAUACAUCAGUAGUCAAUAAAUUUGAACAGCAUAUUGAAGAAUUACAAAGAACAGUAUCAUUAAAAACAAACGAAACAGAAGCGCUUCUCUCAUCCAUCAACCAAAUGCGUUUCGAUUAUGAUCAAAUGCAUUUACAAUAUCAACAAUAUAAUGCUAAUGUGCAACGUCACAUACAAGAACUUAAUGAUCAAAUAAAUCAAUUAGUUCAAACAAAUAAUCUGUUAGAAAAUGAAAAAGAUGCGAUAAAACAAGCUUAUGAAAUGAAAUUAACUCAAAUACAUAAUGAUCAAACAGUAAACCAUCGCAAUGUUAAUGAUGAUUUAAUUUUAGAACGCGAUUCUCUUCGACAAGAAAAUGAAUUAUUUAGAAGUGCUAUUGAUCAAUGGUCUAGACAAUACGCUGAAAUACAGUUAGAAAAUGAACACGUAGCAAAAAAAUUAAUUGAAAAAGAUGCACGUAUUGCUGAAUUAGAGGAAAGCAGUGGGAAAGUUCAUGAAAAUAGUAUGGAUCAUGAAAAAUUAUUACAAACAAUACAUGACGAUAAAACAACAAUAUCACGUGCUAUCACACAAAAUAAACAACUGAAAGAUCAAUUAACUGAACUUCAAGAUAGUUUUAUUAAAAUGUCAAAUGACAACAUGAAUUUAACAAAUCAAAUUCAAGCUCAAGAAUAUUUAAAUAAACAAUUAAAUGAGCGUCUUGCACAAAAUGAACUUCAAUUUCAAGAAGUUCAAACAAAGGCACAUCAUAUUCCAAAUCAAGAAAAACCUCAAAUAAUAUCCAAUAAUAGUGAAGAACAAUCAGAAAAUACCACUCAGCGACUCAAUGAAUUAUUAGAAGAAAAUAAAUCGCUACGAGAACGUCUUGCACAAUUAGAACAACAAUCAGAAUCUAAACCAGUAGAUCCGUCACAAUUAAAUGAUUCGAGUUCAUUGUCAUCGCUUACUGCAGGUGUUGAUGAUACUCAUCAACUUCCAAAUGGAUUGGUUGACAAAAUUAUUCAACGUUUCAAUCGAGCUAUGCGUGAUAAUGCUGAUCUACAAGAUCGAACUCAACAACUUGAACAUCUUAUUUUACAAUUACAAAGUGAAACAGAUACAAUCGGUGAUUAUAUAUCAUUAUAUCAACAACAACGUCAACAACUUCAUCGACGUUAUCAAGAAAAAGAUGAUUAUAUUAAACAAUUGAGUCAUGAUAGACUGAGUUUACAAAGAAAAUUAUCUGAGCUAGAAACAUUACUUAUGCGUGGUUUGAAUAAACCAUCAACGGAUACAACGAAUCAAAAAUCUGUCAAUAAUGAAGCGAUUUCUUCAGACAAACAACAAACUGCUGAUGAAAAUGAAUGGCCUGAAAUGGUCGAUAAUAUAUUAUCUUCGUCAUCAGCAGCUGAGCAAACUACUACAUCAAAUAGUGAUAAACUAUCAAUUACUGCUUCAUCUACAUUACCAUCAUUAUCCAAUUUUGAUGAAGAAACACGAACACGUAUUUUGACUUUACUUAAAGAAUUAGGCGAAAGCGACAGUUCAUCAGCACAAACUGAUAAUUCCUCAACAACUAAACUAGCUUUUAUUGGUAAAAAUCUUUAUAUGCUCGCUUCUAAAGCACAUGAAUUAAUCAAAGAACUUGAUCGUUCUCGAGAUACUAUAUUACCUCCUUACAAUGCUGAUACUAUUCGUCAUUGCCAAUUAGAAGCCAAUGAAUUAUUUCGUCAAAAUUAUGAAGAUGUUCAAACAGUUGUACAAGUCGGUGCAGAUAAUAGUAGUACCAAUUCUGCACCAACAUUAAUGCCAACAAUAAGCAUUCGUCAUGCAGCGAUACAACGCAUAAAACGUUGUUUACUUGCAUAUGCAUAUCAUCGAAUGAAUAAAAUUAAGUCAUUUCGUUGGUCAUUAGGACCUGUUCUACCAGAAUAUAUAAGAAAUAAUUUAUCGAUCGAUGAGAUAGAGUUUUUUUCAAAUUAUAAUCAAACAUUAUCAUCGUAUAUGCGUUCUAUUGGUAAUAAUCAUUCACUUGAUUUAACAUCAUUUAUGAUUCCACCAAAAAAAUUGUUUGCACAUAUUAAAUGUAUACAAGAAUAUGGUCCAUACGAAACAAGUGAUGGUACAAUAAUACAAUUAACAUUUAAUAGUGAACACUAUGUGUUAACAUCAGAUGCUGAACAUUUAAUACAACGAAAAAUUGCUGAACAUAUUGUUUAA
Molecule: messenger RNA, 3105 nt
Organism: Rotaria socialis
Lineage: Eukaryota; Metazoa; Rotifera; Eurotatoria; Philodinida; Philodinidae
Source: the annotation of a GenBank genome assembly